Molecule: messenger RNA, 1100 nt
Organism: Diachasmimorpha longicaudata
Lineage: Eukaryota; Metazoa; Arthropoda; Insecta; Hymenoptera; Braconidae
Product: putative odorant receptor 71a
Exons: 6
Coding region: 1-798 (265 amino acids)
Biological process (GO): sensory perception of smell; detection of chemical stimulus involved in sensory perception of smell
Cellular component (GO): plasma membrane
Molecular function (GO): odorant binding; olfactory receptor activity
Source: RefSeq, a predicted model, not a curated record
AUGUUCAACGCCAACCCGUUCCGAAAUCGGUCAAGAAAUUUCACUUUUAAAAAAAUAAGCCGUCAUGGGACGCCUGGCAGAUGUGAAACAUCAUGUGUGUACAAACGUAUCUCCGUCUACUCGAUGGCAUACAUCAUGAUCGCAACGGCGUAUUAUGGAAUCGAUGAGUUCAUGAGAGCUUGGCAUCACAGAAUAUUACCCCUCGAUACUUGGGUCCCAUACAAUUGCUCCGACCCAUUGUUAUGGUGGCUGUCAUCGGUGUAUUUGACAAUUGCGAUGCUCUACGCCAUCAUCUUCAAUACGAUAUAUAACGUUUUCUUCUUCGAAAUGAUGAUGCAGAUCGUCGUUCACCAAAAGUUGAUAUCACAAAGAAAACUUUUCGUCAGAAGGAAUUGCCGAUCGGCGAGAGACAUAAAAUUAAUUUUUUCUUUCGUGGUUUUGAUGCAAUACUUAACAACAUCAUUGAUCCUCUGUUCAACGGUUUACAUCAUGUCCGGGACACCAGUAUUUUCAAGAAAUUUUGGAAAAUUAACCCUUUAUUUUGGAGCUAUUCUUCAUCAAAUAUUUCUUCUCUGUUACGCUGGCCAUCGAACCCGUUUGGAGUUUGAGAGCAUUCCGGAUGUUUUAUACACUUCCAAUUGGAUUGCUCUGAGUGAAGCUCAUAAGCAAUCGAUAAAGUUCAUGAUGAUCAAUAGUAAAAAGCCGUUUGUUUUCACUUGUUGUGGCAUUCUGAAAUUGGAUUUACAUGCAUUGAAAAAUACACUUCAGUUUGCGUAUUCUAUAUACAAUAUUCUCUAGAAUUGUGGCGCCUUAUUCUCUGUUGGAAAUAUUUUUGACGCCAACUGAAACAUUAGACUCGUCAGGAAAUGACGGAAAAUACUGGGCUUCUUUAUGAUCUAAACCGCCCAACACUUGGACACCCCCAUAGGCAAAAGGGCCUUGUCUGUGAGGCAGACCUCUCAUCCUGGACGAACUAAGGACAAGGCACACUCUCGAACGGUGUCUCGAGCAAAACCCAUUGAAUAAAUAAUCUAGCUAGAAUUCCAUCGGGUCCUUGACUAGAAAGUAAAUGUUAUAAACUGAAUAAACAGCUACAUGUG